UCUGCCGAGGCUGGGCAGAGAAAGAAAGCCAGUGCCCCAACAGAAGCACCACCAGAAGCUGGUGCCAUGGAUGUCCUGGUCCGACUCCUGCAGCUGCUCAUGCUGCUCCUGAUGCUGCCCCUGCACCUGAUGGCUCUGCUGGUCUGGCAGCCCCUGUGCAAAAGCUACUUCCCCUACCUGAUGGAUGCRCUGGCUGCCAAAACCAACCGAAGGAUGGAGAACAAGAAAUGGGAGCUCUUCAGUCAGAGAAAGAAGCUGAUGGGAACCUCAGGGAAGGUGGCCCUGCUGGAGCUGGGCUGUGGCACUGGUGCCAACUUCUAGUUCUAUCCUGCUGGCUGCAGCAUCACCUGCCUGGACCCAACCCCCGACUUUGAGAAGUUCCUGAAAAGGAGCAUGGCUGAGAACAGGCACCUCCUAUAUGAGCGGUUUGUGGUGGCCCCUGGAGAGGACAUGAAACAAGUGGCUGAUGGCUCCAUGGACCUGGUGGUCUGCACUCUGCUGCUGUGCUCUGUGCAGAGCCCAAAGAGGGUCCUGCAGGAAGUCCACAGAGUGCUGAGGCCGGGAGGAGUGCUGUUCUUCUGGGAGCACGUGGCUUAUCCGCGAGGAAGCCAGGCCUUCAUGUGGCAGCAAGUUUUUGAGCCCACCUGGAAGCACAUUGGGGAUGGCUGCUACCUUACCAGAGAGACCUGGAAGGACCUGGAGAAUGCCCAGUUCUCUGAGAUCCAAAUGGAACGACAGCCCCCUCCCAUCAAAUGGUUACCUGUUGGGCCCCACAUCAUGGGGAAGGCUGUGAAAUAAACUUCCAUGGGGGGGGGUCAUUUGCUCCCUCCCCUGUCC
Molecule: messenger RNA, 837 nt
Organism: Urocitellus parryii (Arctic ground squirrel)
Lineage: Eukaryota; Metazoa; Chordata; Mammalia; Rodentia; Sciuridae
Source: RefSeq, a predicted model, not a curated record